Molecule: messenger RNA, 204 nt
Organism: Mesorhabditis spiculigera
Lineage: Eukaryota; Metazoa; Nematoda; Chromadorea; Rhabditida; Rhabditidae
Source: the annotation of a GenBank genome assembly
AUGAACAACAACAACAGAUUGAUGAUGAGGGGAUGCGCCCUGGAGUGCCGUUCAGACACGUCGUGCUUAGCAUUCGAGUGGAAUCACGAGGACUCCAUAUGCUAUUUGAAGGCCCGAUCACUGACCGGCGAGAUGCACCGGAAAGAGAAUACGGUGGCCGGUUUCUGCAUCGACGAUGGUGGGUUCAACGAGUUUUAUUUUGCA